AUGUCUUCUGUAGCAAUAGCAAUCUAUGCUUUCCUUCUUUUCACUUUCAUAUACACAGUCUUCUUGCAUAGAAAACAACGAAAAGUUGGUCAUAAAAAGCCACCGGGUCCGCCAGCACUGCCAAUGGUCGGGAACCUCCACAUGUUGGGUACCCUUCCACAUCGCACCCUUCAGUCCCUAUCCAAAAAGUAUGGUCCCAUCAUGUCCUUGCAACUGGGAAAUGUCCCGGCCAUCGUGGUUUCCUCCUCUGAGGCUGCUGAGUUAUUCCUCAAGACCCACGACACCGUUUUUGCAAGCAGGCCAAAGAUUCAAGCUUCUGAGGUCUUAUCAUACGGCUCCAAGGGCUUGGCGUUUUCUGAAUAUGGUCCAUACUGGCGCAGCGUGAGGAAACUUUGCACUCUGCAACUUCUUACCGCAUCCAAAGUUGAGCUCUGUGCUCCUAUUAGGAGGGAGGAGCUAUGUCUAGUGGUCAAGUCACUGGAGAAAGAUGCGGCAGCGGGUCGGGUUGUGAACCUUAGCGAGGUUGUAGAGAACCUUGUAGAGGAUAUGGUGUAUAAGAUGAUGCUGGGUCGCACUAAAUAUGAUCAAUUUGACUUGAAGAGGUUAGUUCAAAAAGCAACCAAAUUGGUCGGAUCUUUCAAUAUUGCGGAUUAUGUACCUUGGCUUGGCGUAUUCGAUCUUCAGGGAAUAACACGGAACCUCAAGGAAACCAGUAAAGCAAUUGAUGAGGUGCUGGAGAAGGUAAUAAAAGAGCAUGAACUUGAUGCUAACGUAGACAAAAGGCAUCGUAGGGACUUCGUUGACAUACUACUCUCAAAGAUGCACCAACCCAUGGAUCCCCAGAGCGAACAGAGCCAUGUCAUAAUUAAUAGAACUAACGUCAAGGCUAUUCUACUAGAUAUGAUUGUGGGGGCAAUUGAAACAUCUGCUACCGUGGUUGAGUGGGCUUUAUCAGAACUUUUGAGGCAUCCAAGGGUGAUGAAGGUCCUUCAAGAUGAGAUAGAGCAUCAAGUUGGAAUUGGGAGAAUGGUGGAAGAGACGGAUUUGAUGACUUUGAGUUACUUGGAUAUGGUGGUGAAUGAGACCUUAAGACUGUAUCCUGUUGGACCAUUAUUGAUCCCUCGGGAAUCCAGAGAGAGCAUUACUAUUGGUGAUUAUUAUAUAAAGAAAAAGUCACGAGUCAUAAUAAAUGCGUGGACCAUAGGGAGGGAUCCGAAGGUGUGGUCAGAUAAUGCUGAAACAUUUUAUCCGGAGAGAUUUAUGAAAAAGAAAGUAGAACAUCAAGGACAAAACUGUCAUUUUGUUCCAUUUGGUUCUGGUCGUAGAGGUUGCCCUGGGAUGCAACUUGGAUUGAUUACAGUUAAACUGGUCAUGGCUCAAUUGGUGCAUUGCUUUAAUUGGGAACUUCCAUGUAACGUUACUCCGGAUAACUUAAAUAUGCAGGAAAAAUUUGGGCUCUCAAUACCAAGAGCUCAGCAGUUGCAGGCAAUACCUAGUUAUCGUUUAGCUAAUGAUCGGAGACAUCCACCGGGUCCACCGGGUUUGCCGGUUAUCGGUAACCUCCACAUGUUGUUGGGGAAGCUCCCACACCGCACCCUUGAAGCCAUGGCCAAAACGUAUGGACCCAUAAUGUCUCUGCGUCUAGGACAGGUCCCAACCAUUAUUGUUUCAUCCUCUGAAGCCGUAGAGCAAUUCAUCAAGACACACGACGCCGUUUUCGCUAGCCGUCCCAGACUUGAAGUCUGCAAGUACUUCGGUUAUGGCUCGAAGGGUUUGGUUUUCUCGGAGUACGGUGCGUACUGGCGUAACAUGAGGAAAGUGUGUACCUCACAACUUCUGAGCGCGUCUAAAGUUCAAUCCUUUGCGCCUUUGAGGAAGAGGGAGAUAGAACUAGCGGUGAAUUCACUCGAGAAAGCCGCGAUGGUGGGUGAAGUCGUUGACCUUAGCGAGGUGAUACUGAAUCUUUUACAGGAUAUUGUGUAUAAAAUGGUGUUGGGAUCUAGUAAGCAUGAUGAGUUUGAUUUGAAGGGGCUAAUUCAACAGGGUAUGAGCCUUACUGGAGCGUUUAAUCUAGCAGAUUAUGUGCCUUGGCUUGGUGCUUUGGAUCUUCAGGGAUUGACACGAGGCUUCAAGAAAACUAGUAAAGCACUUGACCAAUUGUUGGAGAAGAUAAUUAAGGAGCAUGAACAGGGAUCAGAUGUCCAUAAAGACUUCAUAGACGUAUUACUCUCGUUGAUGCACCGACCCAUCGAUCCCUCUGAUGAACAAAACCAUGUCAUUGAUCGAACCAACAUUAAAGCUAUAGUCUUAGAUAUGAUUGCUGCGGCAUUUGAAACUUCAGCAACUGUUGUGGAGUGGGCUUUUUCCGAGCUCCUAAAGCAUCCAAGAGUGAUGAAAAACCUUCAAGAGGAGCUAGAUAAUGUGGUUGGAAUGAAAAAACUAGUGGAGGAGAAUGAUCUAGCAAAAUUGAGUUACUUGGAUAUUGUGAUCAAGGAGACCUUAAGAUUAUAUCCUCCUGGACCAUUAGUACCUCGCGAGUCAACAGAGGAUGCUAUGAUUAAUGGUUAUUUCCUAGAGAAAAAUUCAAGAAUCAUUAUAAAUUUAUGGGCAAUAGGAAGAGAUACUAAGAUAUGGUCUAAUAACGCUGAAGUAUUUUGUCCAGAGAGAUUUAUCGAUAAGAAUUUAGAUUUUCGAGGACUUGACUUCCAAUUUAUACCAUUUGGUUCUGGUCGCAGAGGAUGCCCUGGAAUACACUUGGGUCUAAUUACGGUUAAACUUGGUGUGGCUCAAUUAGCACAUUGCUUUAGUUGGGAACUUCCACCGACCAUCACUCCAGAUGACUUGGACAUGAGCGAGAAAUUUGGCCUCACAAUACCAAGAGCCGAGCACUUACUUGCCGUGCCAAAGUAUCGUCUUUGAGGAACCACGAAUCAAUUUGAUUUUAGGUUCGAGGCCAAGUACCGUAUGGUUGUGAACUAUAAUUUCAUUACACCAUGUACAAGACACUUGUAAUAACAUAUUAUUGUAUUAUAUAUGAUUGAGCUCUGAAUUUUAU
Molecule: messenger RNA, 3055 nt
Organism: Gastrolobium bilobum
Lineage: Eukaryota; Viridiplantae; Streptophyta; Magnoliopsida; Fabales; Fabaceae
Exons: 4
Coding region: 1-2919 (972 amino acids)
Molecular function (GO): monooxygenase activity; oxidoreductase activity, acting on paired donors, with incorporation or reduction of molecular oxygen; heme binding
Source: RefSeq, a predicted model, not a curated record